AUGGAAAAUCUUUUAGCUUCUCUCGGUAAUUGCACAGAUGAAGAGAGGAGACAUAUCGAAGAAUUCUUCCAGGAAAAGUAUUCAGAUCCAUGCUUUGGCCCCGAUCUGUAUGAAAUUUUACUUCAUAAUAUUGACAAUGAUUCAAUUCAAUAUUAUGGAAUCGCUGCACUAAAAAAUUGGAAGAAAAAUGCAUGGAAGGCCCUAAAUGUUGACACAAAAGUAUCAUUCAUUCAACAAAUUAAUAUUAUUGACUUUAUUUCAAGAAAAAUCUUCAAUAUAUUCAUAGAAUUUUACUAUUCACUACUUUCGGACAUUAACUCCGUUGAUUUUAUAAAUGAAAGACUUGAAUUUUUUGUAAAUUCUUUUGAUCUGAAAUCAAUUCAAGAAGAAACAGAAAUAACUAGUGUACUAAUAGCAUUCAAAUGCUUUGCAGAAGCUAUUAUUAACUUAAAAUCGUACAAUGAACAAAUACUUUCAAUUGCAGAACAAAUUUUGUCUCAAAUUGAUAGAAUAAACACACCGCAAGGAUGUGUUAUACUUGAACUAGCAUUAACAAUUGUAUGCGAUACAAUUUUUUCUCAACAAACGAUUCCUGAUGAAAUUUCCCAAAUCAAAGAUUUAUUCAUAGCUUUAUUCGAUUCAUUCCUUCAAAUACAGAUACACUCAGACAAAUUAUCGCAUUUAAUGUCGAAAAUUACCUCUUAUAUCAAGAAAAUAGCUGAAGACACAGAAAAAUAUAAAUAUGACGAAGAAUGGGGUAAUUCUAUUGCAGAAAGACUCUGGAAUUCGAUAAUUAAGGCAUAUCAAGAGAUGGGACCGGCCCAUAUCACUUGUAAAUUCGUGAGAUGUUUGACGAAAUUUUCAGAUUUAGUUGAAUUUCCACUGAAUAUCUUUGAAGAAAUCCUUCAAAUGUCAGCUAUAUCUCAAUCUUUUAUUGCAGAGACCGUAAAUAACCCGCAAUUAUUUGCUUCUGCCGUAUAUUCCACGCAUAAUUACUCAAAUCAUGGACUUAGACCUGCCCUUUUAGAAUUUGUGUACGCAUGGACAUCUUCUAUGUCUGAUGAGGAUUUGAUCUGUGUACUCGAUGGCCUGCCAAUAUCAGAAGAAGGCAUAACUUUGGCAGCCGUAAUUUCAGCUUCAAUCAAGAACGAUAGAAAAUUUAAUUUACAACAAAAUUUAAUGUCACUUUUCUUGAAAAUUACGAAAGGUCUUCAAGAAGCAAAAAUACCUUUUAUUAUGUCAUCUUAUCUGUUUUUGAUGACGAAAAUCAUUCCUUUUUGUAAUUUAGACACAAUUCAGAUCUUAUUCCGUUUUAUUCCAUUCCCUUUAUGCGGCAAGAUGUAUUUUAUGGACGAAUUGAUUUCAAAGUUCUUCAAAAACAUCUUGAAAUACUAUCCUGACUACGAUUUGUCGAAUUUCUUAGAAUUUAUUCUUCAAUCUACACUUUCCAUAAAUACAAGAUCAGGAUGGAAAGUUUUAAUGAUGCUAGUUGAAAGAAAAGAUGAAAAUACUUUGAAUUUGAUAUCAGAACACUUUCAUUUGAUAAUCGAAAAAUUAAUUGGAUUUCUUGACUAUCCAAUUGAUUACUCAGAUUCAGUAUCGGUUUCCAUAUCAUUUCUGAUUGAAUUUUUGGAGAAUUUAGGAGAGAUUGAUGAAAAUUCUGCAGAAUUAAUUUUCGGAUUGAUCCAAAACUUAGCAAAGUGCGAUAUUUCUGAUACUUUACUGCUAUCAUCGGCACUUAUGACCCUAUAUCCCUCUUCAAUUGAAAAUAUUUUGAGUUUAAUUUUUGAAAUAUUCAAUGAAAAUCCAGAAAGCAUUAAUUAUGUAGAUGACUUAGCAAUCUGUAUAUCAGAAAGUGUAUCUGAUAUAAUUUCACAAGGAUUUUCCCAAGAAAUAUUCAAUUUUAUCCUUAAUUUAAUCAACAUUGAUCAAAUUGAUGAAAUAUCUCUUUGUUAUGCAAUAUGGAUUGUAUGCAUACUAUUUAGAAAUGAUAAUUCAAUAGAUAUAGAGAAUUGUCAAAUAAUAUUUGAAAAAUUAUCAUUGUAUCAAAAUAAUAAGUCUAUAAUAGAAGUUACAUUUGUUGAAUUCUUAGUCUCUUUAAUUCUAUUUAGAGAUUUUACAGAAAUUGAUAAUUAUUUGCAAAGAUGGAUUUCAGCGAUCGAACAAAGAUCAUUUUGUCAUCUAUCUAUUUUGGAAAUGUGUAUCGAAGCAUUUAAUAAGCUAGGAAUCUCACAAAACGAUGAAAUUCAGAAAAUAAUUUCUGAAAUCCAAUCAAAUCCUUCCGAUUUCAUUAACAAAAAGAAAUUUGGAAACAACUAUGUAUCGGACUACUUGAAAAUUCAUCAUGUUAACAUAGAAGAAAAUUCAUAA
Trichomonas vaginalis G3 is the source of this 2370-nucleotide messenger RNA. Its product is annotated as armadillo (ARM) repeat-containing protein family. The record is from RefSeq and is a predicted model, not a curated record. The coding region runs from base 1 to 2370 and encodes 789 amino acids. The transcript has a single exon. NCBI's taxonomy places the organism in Eukaryota, Parabasalia, Trichomonadida, Trichomonadidae.